Paramormyrops kingsleyae is the source of this 5715-nucleotide messenger RNA. It is a transcript of the gene col17a1a, whose product is annotated as collagen, type XVII, alpha 1a. Gene Ontology annotation, molecular function: extracellular matrix structural constituent conferring tensile strength. Gene Ontology annotation, biological process: extracellular matrix organization. The record is from RefSeq and is a predicted model, not a curated record. NCBI's taxonomy places the organism in Eukaryota, Metazoa, Chordata, Actinopteri, Osteoglossiformes, Mormyridae.
UAUAACCGCAAUAAAGAACACUGAAAUACAAUUUAAAUAUAAUCGGUAGAAGUGUUACAUUAACUUGCAGUCUUGGAGAUUUUAAAGACCUGCCUCGACGCGACAGAGUUGUCUAAACUUGCCUAUAUAAAAUAUGCAUGUAAUAGGAAAGUAAAGUAAGGGACAAAAUAGUCAAAGCGUACCCCCGCACGGGUGAGUCACGCCUUUGAGCUCAGGGGAUACAAAACGGCAACGGACGGGAAAUCUACCUGUAAAAGAAGAAAACAGACACUUUUUAUCCGAGAAACUACCAUCGCACAGUUAACAUGGGAUGGACAGCUUAAGGAGCCAGAGUAAAAGCCACUGUGGUGGGACUUCGGGAAUGUCCGGAAAAGGUGAGAAUGGGAAGAAGAUCCGGAAUGUUGUGACUGAAACUGUAACUACGACAACCAGACUGACUUCUCUUCCACCGAAGGGCAACAGUAGCUCAAUCAGCAGCCAGCGGAUCGUGAGCAGCAGCACUUCUGAGGGGGGGCUGAUGGAGAAGAAAGUCAUCACACACCGCAGCAAUGCAGGUGGGGUUUCCAUAGGAAUGUCUGGUGGAGGUGAAGGAGGGGGUUCUGCGGGAGGUACCUCGCUGAGUGUUUCUGGGGGAGGCGCGGGAAGCAGCUUCGUAGGUGGUUCGAGAGGUGCCUCUGUGACUGGCUCUGGUGGGGGCGUGGUUACCAUGACUACAGUCACCACCAAGGGGAAUGCUAGCUCUGCUGGCUUGGGGGGCAUGAGGAGAGGUCAGGGCUCCUCCUCAUCUACCAGCUACUCCUCUGCCGCUGCUGAGAAGAAGGCCACGGGCAUGUGCUCGCUGUCUUACGAAGGAAGUUCAAGUGAAAAUUCCUCACCAGAAUACACAAGGAAAGAGUAUGCUUCUGCUAGUGCAGCCACAAGAGGGAGGAGUCAUAGCAGAGAGAGUGAAAUCAGAGCGAGACUGCAGAGCGCCUCUCCCUCCACCAGAUGGACAGAGCUGGACGACGUGAAGAGGUUGCUGAAAGGCAGCCGGUCCAGCAGCAGCAGUCCUCCCCGGUCCCCCUCCAACACCCUCCCCAUCCCAAAGAAGGCCUCUGUGGACCCGCGAUCGGGGCAGUAUGAGAGCGGCACCCUGGACUCCAGCCAGGCCUCCUACACUUGGGCCAACUCCACGCUGCCCCCAAGCACCUCGGUGCUCAGUGGGUACGGCUACCAGACCAACCCCAACAACCUGUCCCUGGGCACCUCACUGGUCCACGGCUCCUCUCCCUCCGCUCUCUCAGUUCAAGGGGUCCAGAACAAUCUGAGCUUGGGUCCUGCCAUGAUGAAUGGUGGCAUCACCGGCAGCACAGUUAAUGGCCUUCCAAAUAACAUUUCCUCCACCUCAGGGACUGUUGUUGCCUCAAAUGGACUCAGCACUCAAGCAGUGUAUGGAGUGCAGAAGAACGUGUCACAAACCGUAAAUGGCUCCAUCAGCACUGGAGUGGCCAGUCCCACAGUGGCCCCCAGCAUCCCCCAGAACGACGACGUCUUCCUGAAGGACUACAAGUUCCUGUUGCUGGAGAAGGAGAAUGGUCCAUCCAAGAAGGAAGCGGAGCUCCUCGUCAUGAGCAAGAACAGUGGGAAGCAGUUCACCGGCACCACGAAGAGUGCUGGAGGUGGCUCUUACUCAGAUGACUCACUGAAGAGGGAAAAGAUGAUCGUCUCCUCUGAAGCUGCCACACUGGGGGCAGACAGUUAUGCAGGAUCUUCAAAGGUCGCCAUGAAACACAAGGCCACAUAUGCAGAGAUCCAAAAGAAAGACAGCCGAGGGGGUGCCGGGGCCUGGUGUGGGGGAGGGGCCUGCUGUACGUGGUGGAAGUGGCUGCUGGGAUUGUUGCUCCUCCUCCUGCUGCUCCUUGGCCUCCUCUGUUGGCUUAUUGCCCUGGCUGAAGAGGUGAGGGGUCUGAAGGCUCGAGUGGUUGCCCUGGAAGGGGGCAGCACCUCGUCCCGGACGAGCCGCCUCUCGUCCGCCGUUAACAUCGUGGACCCCCUGGAUUCCUCCUACGUGGGCCAGACCGCACAGGCCAGGACUGAUAAUACCAUCAACCAGGAAUCAGCUGUCAACGUGGACCCCGCAUCUCUACAGAGGACAGUACAGCAGCUGCUGAGAGCAGAGCUGCAGUCUGAGUCUGUCAGAGCCACAUUUGCUACGGUCAAAGGAGAAAAAGGAGAUCCAGGAGCCAAAGGUGAUCAGGGAUAUCCUGGACUCAAAGGUGACACUGGAUUCCCUGGAAUACCAGGUCGGCCUGGUGAGCCUGGCCACACCGGACAGGAAGGACCCAAAGGACAGAAGGGGAGUCCAGGUCAUCCUGGAGCAGAGGGCCCCGCAGGGCCCCGGGGCCGUGAUGGCCCCGUGGGACUUCGUGGAGAACCAGGACCCCCAGGAACUGGAGAAAAAGGGGACAAAGGCUUCCCUGGAGAGCCUGGACUUCCCGGCCCACCCGGGUUGGCCGGCCCGAUGGGACCAAAAGGGUUUGAUGGUGUUCCUGGUCCUACUGGUUUGCCAGGUAUGCCCGGUCCAACAGGUUUCAGAGGAGAAGAUGGACCGCCUGGACCAAAAGGGGAGAGAGGAGUUGGUGGGCCGCUUGGAGCCAAGGGUGACCAGGGUGAGAAAGGUCCACGCGGAGCUCAAGGGGACCCGGGGCAGCGGGGGGUGCAGGGCCCAGCCGGAGAGAAAGGGCCAAAGGGAUCUGUGGGGCCCACUGGGGCUGACGGCACCAAAGGGCCCAGAGGUGACCAGGGACCAAGUGGAUUGCCGGGUAGCAGAGGACCGCCUGGUCCUCCAGGAGACGCUGGAAUCCCAGGCACUCCUGGGGUUCAGGGACCACCAGGAAUACAAGGAAAUCCUGGAUUUCCCGGAGCUAAAGGUGAUCCAGGUGAAGCUGGAAGAGUCAUUAAUGCAGCUGGCUCCAGCCCUGUUGUCAUCCCUGGACCUCCAGGAAGCCCAGGCCCCACUGGGCCGUCCGGACCCCCAGGAUUGUCAGGUCCCAGUGGUCCUGCUGGUUCCCCUGGUGACCGGGGUCCUAAAGGAGAUAAAGGCGACCAAGGAGAGCCUGGCAUCACCGUGAAAACUGUGGAAUCAAUCAGCCCUUCCCACACUCUGCUUCCAGGACCACCGGGGCCCCCAGGACCCCCAGGACCAGCUGGACCCCCAGGAGAAGCUAAGCAGGGUUCCCCAGGUCCUGCCGGAGAGCCAGGAGUUGGUCAGCCUGGGCUACCUGGUCAGAAGGGUGAGCCGGGAAGCUUCGUCCCCAACUCCGGAACAUUUUUUGCUGGGCCGCCUGGUCCACCAGGACCCCCUGGGCCGAAGGGAUCACAAGGUGACCAAGGAGAUAGAGGGUACCAAGGGGAACCAGGACAACCAGGCCUGCCAGGGAGUCCUGGUGAUCCCGGAAGAGGAAUCCCAGGAGUGGAUGGAGCUCCAGGACCGCAGGGACCACCGGGCUCCCCCGGGUCAGAGGGCCCCCCCGGGCCAGAGGGCCCCAGAGGAGAUGCUGGGGUGCCUGGUGCUCCUGGGAUUCCUGGUUCCGCAAGAGGAUCUCCAAGACUCUUCCAAGGAGCACCUGGUCCUCCCGGUCCUCCCGGACCACCAGGACCUCCAGGAGAUGGGUCUGCUGUUCCAGAUUUCCGCGAUUACAUCUCAGAUUAUCUUCGAAGUGAUGGCAUCAGGGAGUACAUGAAAGGGCCCCCAGGUCUCCCGGGGCCACCAGGACCGCCUGGGGACGGUUUAGAUGGACAGUCUGUGGAUGGCUUAGCUUCUCGUGUCAUUGCUUAUCUCCAAAGUGGCGGAGUUGGCAGUGGCCCCCCAGGUCCACCUGGGCCCCCUGGUACUGUAUCAAUGGAUGAUGUCCUGUCUCUGCUUCAGAGGGAUGAUGUGAGGCAGUACCUAAUGGGCCCCCCUGGCCCCCCUGGCCCCCCAGGCUUUGGCUCUUUUAACCCCCGUGAGGUAGCUGGACGUGUCCUUAACCUCAUGAAUGAAAAUGGAUUAGUUAAUGUACCGGGACCCCCUGGACCUCCGGGACCCCCAGGAUCACCUGGCACAAAUUAUGAUGUCAUUUCCUCUCUGCUUCAAAACUCAGAGUAUCGAGGUAUUUCUGGACCACCUGGGCCACCUGGGCCACGAGGCUUUGCAGGCCCACCAGGACCCGCAGGACCUCCGGGACCGGCCUCCUUUUCUGGUUCAGGCUAUAGCCUGGAAGAUAUAAAGGACUACCUGCAGAGUGCAGGUGUCAGUGGCCCCCCUGGCCCUCCUGGCCCCCCUGGUCCUCAAGGCCUGCCUGGAUUGACAAGAGGUCUGGUAUCAUACGUGAAGAACACGCUCCAAGAUAAAAUACAGACGGAACGUCAGGAUUACAUGGCUGACGGUCUGCCCAGAUACGGCAUGGGGCCUCCAGGUCCCCCAGGGCCUAGAGGAAUGAAAGGAGAGAAAGGUGAUGCCUUGGACAGGCGUCGUCAUCGAUGGCCUGAAGCAGAGGACUAUGGGAAUGUGGCUGUGAAAGUCGCUGAUUACAUCAAGAAUCAGGGUCUGUUAGGGGAAGUUCUUCAUGGUGAUCAAGGAGCAGAAUUCCAGGGGAUCCAAGGACCACCAGGACCUCCUGGAUACAGCCCAGUCGUUGGCUCCCAUGGCAAUAUGACCGAGCUCAUGGACUUCAUUAGAUCACAUGGUGCCAUCACUGGCCCUCCAGGCCCCCCAGGGCAAAAGGGAGAGAUGGGAUACAUUGGUCCAAAAGGGGACAAAGGUCAAAAGGGACAGCAAGGCAUCAUGGGACUGCCAGGUCAAGACGGACCCAAAGGAGAGAAAGGAGAAAAAGGAGGACAAAUCAUUACCCGUUUGAAGAAGAGAAGUAUUGCUGUGUAGGUCAGCAUCUGGGAAAGUCAUUUUUCUUGUAUUUUUGGAACUAUAUUGAGUAAACUUGAAACUUGUAAUUCUUCGUGCUUGGCAAACCACACGGCAUAUUUGCCACUGAAAGUCAUAUAAAGUUCCUCACUACUGGGAAGCUUGUAUGCAUGGAAGAUUUUGUUUUUAAACAUCUUCAGCUGUAGUUAUGGGUAGAUGUAACAUGCUUUUUAAUGUAGCUUGUGCCUGGAACAUUUGUAACAUCCAGGAAUGGGUACGUCAUUUUCAUUUCUUACAGACUUGAACACACAUGUAUAGAAAAAAAGUGUCAUAAUUCUUUUCAACAUUUAACAAUAUGGCUAAUAACACCUUGGCGAUAUUUGCAUUAAUUGGACAAGCAAAGUGAAUAGUUUUUUGGUAUAUACUAUUCAGGCCUAUAAUUUUCGGUAAUGUUAUAAAGGCGUUUAGUUCUUGUUUACCAAACAUACAGAUUCAUGUUAAUGCUAUGUUGUUAAACAUUAAGGAACAGGUAAAAAUGUUUGGUGUAUUUCUGAUGAAUUAUAUUUUUGCUGUUAUUUUUCAUAUUUUGUUUAUGUGUGUAAGGGAAGAUUACUGAAUGAUUGCUUUAUUUUCAGAGGAAAAUUUACUGUAUUGUAUGACUGUAUUGAAGAGUUGUUUUUAGUUGGGAACAGGAGUUUAAAUAUGUGCUUUGACAUACAAUGUUGUAAUUCUUCAGUAAGCACUGCUGGAAACACAUUGGAAAAUAAGAGAACGAAAGAGAAAAAUGUCAUCCUUUUUUGGGAAAAAGAAUAUUAAACAUCCUAAUGUCUUGUUUA